GGUGUCAGGGCAACCGGUGGGGCUCGCCUCCGAAAGCGCUGCCAGCUCUCCCGUCGUUCUGUCAGGCUGUUGCCGUUUCAAUAAAGUUGCUUGAAAGCUUCCGCAGCGUCAGCCAGCAUGGCGGCCAGUGGUGCCGGUGUGACGGUGUUGGCUCCCAAUGGAAGGCGGCAGGUGGUGAAAGUGACAGCCGGGACCCCUCUGUUGCAGGUGCUGGAAGAAGUCUGCAAGAAACAGAAUUUCAACCCCAGAGAGUAUAACCUAAAGUUUCAGAGGACAGUGCUGGAUCUUUCUCUUCAAUGGCGAUUUGCGAACCUUCCCAACAAUGCCAAACUGGAGAUGGUGAGCUGCUCGAUGCAGCGAGCUGGAGCAGAAUGUUCGAAAGUUCGGGUAGCCUUGCAGUUGGAAGAUGGCACGAGGUUGCAGGAUGAGUAUCAGUGCAGCAAGACGCUCUGGGAUGUCCUGGUCUCUUUCCCUCAAACUAAGGUGUGUUUGGACGAGGUUCCUCCUGGAAGCGUUGCUGUAUGCAUUUAUAUGCGGGAUGAGGUAUCCGGUGAAUCUCUUCUGAAGCAAACAUCUCUUCUAUCCUUGGGGCUCACAGGCGGAAGUGCCAUAAUCAGGUUUGUAGUGAGGAAGAAUGACCCGUCUGGGAGCAGACAGCCUUCAAGUACAGAGGAGGACACAAAAAGAGAGAGGGGCUCUGGCCUCAAGGAAGGGUCCAAAGUUCUUCCAACAUCAGAAGAUGUGAAGAAAAAGCCAGCACCUUGCCAGGAGGAGAGGUUGUCUAUUAAAGCUUCAGGGAGAGAAGAACCCCAAGAAGUUGCAUCAGCUAAAGCAGCAGCUUCCAGUGUAGAGAAAGUGCAGUCCAGUGUGGACAGUGUCAAGCCAAAAGCUCCUACUCAGUCUCGAGUGACUUCCUUUGUUCCAUUCCAAGGCGGAGGCUAUCGUCUAGGUGGUGCCAACAUUCCUGCAGCUUCGUUCGAAGAUGACCUGCAGUGUGCCACUGCUCAAGAGCCUUUACACAGUCCAGAACAUUCUAAGCCAAAGAAAUCAAAGACUGAUAUAGAGGACAGUGAGUCCGAGUCUCUAGACAGAGAACCCAUUGUAUGCUACCUGGAUUUGGAACGGAACGUACGUGCCAAUAAAAUGGAUCUACCCGAUGAUUUUUUUGAGGUCACAGUAGAUGAUGUGAGGAGAAGGUUUGCAGAACUCAAAAGAGAAAGACAUCGUCUGGAGGAAACCCCGCUAAUGACUAAAGCUUUAAGGGAAGCACAGCUGAAGGAAAAACUGGACAGAUACCCUAAGGUUGUCCUUCGAGUCCUCUUCCCAGAUCGAUUCAUCCUACAGGGAUUUUUUCAAGUGACAGAUACAAUUGGAGCAGUGAGGGAGUUUGUGGAGAGCCACCUGCAGGAACCUGGGAUCCCAUUUUAUCUGUUUAUCACACCCCCACGAACAGAACUGAUGGAUGACUCUGAGACUCUCUUCCAGGCACGCCUUUUCCCAGCUGCAUUUGUUCAUUUUGGGUCAGUGGAGCAAAGAGAUCAUUACCUGCAGCUUCAUCUACUGACAGCCCCGAUGUCUCCUUCUCAGGCGGAUAUGGUGGUCGCCAGAGCAAUGCCACGUGUUUCAGGAUCCUAUACUGCCCCCGUCAUGGAAGACCUCCCGGGACCCAGCUCGCAGGUAUCUCGGCGAGCACCAGAGAACUACGAAGAGGAGCUCGGGAUUUCUGACUCCAAUCAGCAAGUUCAAAGAGAUGCCAGCAAAGUCCCGAAAUGGCUGAAGCUGUCAGGAAAGAAAUAAGUGAAGUUCCUUUUGGUCUUAUUAUGAGGAUUUCUCUCCGAAAUGAAGCACUCAAGACGCCUAGAAACCAGCCACUGGGAGGUGUCGAUGGAUGAAGAGGCUUCGCCAGUCUUCUGCCAAUCGGUCCAUACAAAUGUGAUAUAUAUCCCAUAAAUGUACUGCUUCAGCUGUGCUGAAGGUGGUGAGUGUACAGAAGGUUGCUUGCGCAUUAUUAAACUAGUUCAUGUUU
Molecule: messenger RNA, 2026 nt
Organism: Nanorana parkeri
Lineage: Eukaryota; Metazoa; Chordata; Amphibia; Anura; Dicroglossidae
Gene: ASPSCR1
Product: ASPSCR1, UBX domain containing tether for SLC2A4
Exons: 17
Coding region: 118-1797 (559 amino acids)
Molecular function (GO): protein binding
Source: RefSeq, a predicted model, not a curated record